Pseudopodoces humilis (Tibetan ground-tit) is the source of this 2586-nucleotide messenger RNA. RefSeq names its product two pore channel protein 2-like. Gene Ontology annotation, biological process: transmembrane transport; monoatomic ion transport. Gene Ontology annotation, cellular component: membrane. The record is from RefSeq and is a predicted model, not a curated record. Gene Ontology annotation, molecular function: monoatomic ion channel activity. NCBI's taxonomy places the organism in Eukaryota, Metazoa, Chordata, Aves, Passeriformes, Paridae.
GGCGCCGCGUCCGCCCGCGCCAUGGCCGAGGCGGCAGCGCAGGAUCUCCUGCUGGCAGCAGCGUUUGUUUCCGAUGCGCAGUACAACAGGAAUAUUCCCUUUAAGACCUCCCCGGAGGCUGUCAGGCUUUAUCACCUCUAUAACCACUGGAUGAUGCGAACAGCCACCUACUUCUUCAUCUUCCUCAACCUGUCCCUUGCCCUGUUUGAGGAACCUGCUGUGUAUCCGCUCCCCUUCCUGGCCACGUCAGUGCUGGAGGUGUUGUGCCUUCUGGUGUUCCUCGGCCGGCUGACACAUUUUGCCAAAGUCACCCUGCACAACGUGUUCUGGAAGGACACCAAGAACAUCUGCAUCAUGGUGGCAAUCCUGUUAUCCCUGACAGACCUGGCCGUAUAUGGGGUCCUCAGGCUGUAUGACGUGAGGAGCAUCCGAUGGUCAAGGAUUGUGAGGCCCAUCUUCCUCAUCAACUUCGCAGAGAGUCGCCAGAUCCGGAGGGCCUUCCGCAGCAUCCGCAACACGCUGCCAGAGAUCACCUACGUCUUCCUGCUCUUCAUGUUCAGCCUCCUCAUGUUCUCCCUCAUGGCCUUGAAGCUGUUUGGAGAGAGGAAUCUCCAGACAGCAGAAGGCUUGCCCUACUUCAGAAACUACCUGGAGAUUGUGUUUGACCUCUACGUGCUGGUGACAACGGCAAACAGCCCGGAUGUCAUGAUGCCAGCGUUUGACUUCAGCUCCUGGUACGCCCUGUUCUUCAUUGCCUUCGUCAUUGUCAACACUUACAUCUUCAUGUCUCUCUUCCUGGCCGUGGUCUACAACAACUACAAAAAACACCUGAAGAACGAGAUCCGUAAACUCGCCUACAUGAAACGCCGCAAGAUGAUCGAGGCCUUCAACCUCCUGAAGGAAGAGGAGGGAGAGCAGUUUGUGGUUCGGGAAGCCCGGUGGAAGCAGCUGGUCAAGCUGGUGGCUCCUGACACCAGCAAUUCCCACCGGGAGCUGCUGCUCCGCAUCUCGGAUGACGAGCAGAAAGGGUUCGUAGACAAGAAGUCCUUCAUGCAGCUGGCAGACCUGCUCAACAUCCAGGUGGUGACGCUGAAGAUCCGCAGGCACCCUCUGGCACGCCGGCUGCCGGCCCUGUACGGAUCCGCGCCCAGCCGGCUCCUGCGCAGCGUCGUGAGGCACAGGGCUUUUGUUUGGACUUACGAUGCCAUCAUCCUGGUAAAUGCCAUCUUCAUUGCUCUGGAUGAGGAAAGCCCCUACGUUUCCUAUGCAGAGUGGGUGUUCCUUGCUCUGUACAUCAUUGAGAUCCUCCUGAAGGUCUACACUUACGAACCCAGGGAGUUCUUUGGCAAAACCCAGUUCUGGAACUGGUUUGAUACUCUCAUCAUCUUUGCUGCCCUGACUGCAACGAUUCUCAAUGCCACCCUCAAGUCCACCAUGAAGUACAACAGCCAGCAGAUCCUGGACAUUGUGUUGAUCCUAAGAGUCCUCAGACUGAUCCGGAUUGUUGACAGCAUUCAGAGGUUCCAGGUCAUCAUGAACACCCUGAUAAACAUCGUCCCAACCAUGCUGACUUUUGGUGGGCUCACUCUGGUUGUGUAUUGUGUGUUUGCUAUCAUUGGCAUGGAGUUAUUCCACGGGAAAAUCCAGUACUUCCCAGCCAACUCGAAUGCUCCUCACGCCCUGGAGUGCGGGAACCCAGCUCUCAAGGAUUCCCUGUUUGCCCGUGGGAAGUACUGCAAGAACAACUUCAACAACUUUGCCUCCUCCUUCAUCGUCCUCAUGGAGCUCACCGUGGUCAACCAGUGGCACGUCUUUGCCAAUGGAUUUGCCAAUGUGACAGUUCAGCCUGCCAAGCUCUACUUCAUUGCCUUCCACAUUGUGAUGGUGAUAAUCAUUGUCAAUAUCUUUGUGUCCUUCAUCUUGGAAGCUUUCUUUGUGGAGUACUCCCUGGAGAAGAGCGAAGUGGAAACUGCCAUUGAGCAGAAAAUCCAGGAGCUGGGAAUGGGAGUUCAAGAGGAUGAGCUCCAGCAUGAGCAGCUCCUUGACAACAUGGAGAGUGCGGAGCACGAGCUCGAGGGGGAAGGUGGAACAAAGCCACAGAGCAAAGGGCUGGUGUUCAAAAUUGCCUCCAAACGAUACAGGACAGUGGAUGCUCUGCUGCAGCGCAUGUUCGAGGCAGAGAUACCCCUGGAGGAUGAAGGCCCUUCCUUUGAAGAGAUCCUAAACUUGUCGCCCACCUCGGUUCCCAGGAGCCCGAGUUCGGAGAGCGCGGCGUGAGGGGGAUCAGGGAAUGGAGCCCAUUCCCGGCUCUCCGGCUGUUCCCUGGCUGCUCCCACUCGUGGGGCCCGGGUUUCACGGUGGGAACAAACAGCUUUGUCCUGUAAAAGAGCUUUUAUCUCACGUAAAAUCCCGUAGGAACGUCUGGAAUGCGGGGGGCAGUGGGAGCAGCCGGCUGUGCCCGGAGAGGGACGGUGCCGUGGGCAGUACGUAAUGGAAUAAUUACUCCUUGUAACUGGAAUUGUAUUGCAGCACUUUUAUACGCACCUCUGCACCGGCGGACGCGGAACGCAGCGGUUCUUUGGCACA